Molecule: messenger RNA, 384 nt
Organism: Entrophospora candida
Lineage: Eukaryota; Fungi; Glomeromycota; Glomeromycetes; Entrophosporales; Entrophosporaceae
Source: the annotation of a GenBank genome assembly
AUGGCUGAUAAUCCUGAUAAUGACAGUAGUGAUAGUGGUAAAAAAAAAGAUCAAUAUUAUAUUACAAUUAGUGAUGAUGGAGAAUAUAUAGCUAGACUUUAUUGUUGUAGUGAAAAUGAAAAUGAACUUAAUCCAUAUGUAAAACCUUCAGAUGACAAUAGAAAACUUUUAUUUUGGUCAUUUUCUAUAUCAAAUAUGGUUUUUUUUAAUAAUAAACCAACAAUUUUAGUGGCAAUUUCAAGAGUAGUACCAAAUGAUAUGAUUGAUCAUGAUAGACCAAUUAAUCACUUACUUGAUAAACUUGAGGAAUACAAAGAACUCAAAUUAAAAUAUCAAAAUAUGAAAGAACUUUAUUAUCCCUUGCAUUCACAACCUUCUAGUACU